UCAAUUUGGAAUUCAGUGCGCUUUAUGUCAAGCAUAGGAAACCUUAAUUACACAAGUUUUAUUUUCUUAUAGAUGCACACAGAAAAUUAAAAAUUAGAGGUUGGUGUCUGCAAAUGUAUUAAGAACCUAACCAAAUUGUUUUUGAUAGCAAAAAAAAAAAACAAACCAUCACAAGAUGCCGGCUACAUUUGGGUUGCUUUUUAAACACAAUCUGCAAAUCGAAUUGGCUCUUUGGAGGCGCACUUUGUUUGAAUGGAUUACCGUUAUCAUAAUGUUGAUUUUAAUACUUGCCAAUCCCAUUUCCCACGUAAAAAAAGCGCUCUAUAGUCACACUGAUUAUGAAGCAGACCGGUCCAUGGCAAUCCAUAAGCUGGAUUCUAUUAAUAUACUCACGAGCCUGGUCGACUCAAAGCGUGCACAAACCAAAUAUAAGCUAGUCUACUCGCCGGUUACGGAAUUUGCAAAAGAGAUCGCAGAAACCGUGACUAGUGAACUAGAGUUAAAUAAUUCCGUUGGCUAUGAUAAUCAAGAAACUUUGCAAAAUCAAUUUGAUGACCGCACCACGCUGGCUGGUGUUAUUUUUGAUAGAUUGGAUAAUGAUAAUGAAGGUGUUCCAAAGGUGCUUUCCGUAUCUAUACGUUUCCCCAGCGAAUUUCGAACAAUUAGUCCAUUUCUUACCGAAGAACGUCUAUGGUUAACUCGAUGCUCCGGCGUUGUUAAUCCAAAACGAGAUAAUGUCAAGGAUGAACACGUAAAUCAGGAUAUUUAUAUUCGCGAAGGCUUCCUUCAGUUACAGCAUCAAAUAUUUUUGGCAUGGUUCCACAAGAUACGUACUCAGGAUCCUACAAACUAUACAGAGCCCCAAGCCGAAGUUUUCAACGUUCGACUCCGUAUGGCCAACGAGCGGUGCUUUUCAAUGGACUUCGACUCUAUUCCAUCGUUUCUAUUCAAUUUCAUUUAUCUGUUACCAUUUAUAAAUGUUAUACGGAAUAUAGCUGCACAAAUGAAGGAUAAUGUUCUGACACAUCAAUGGCACUAUGGAUAUAGUUUUUGUACACAAUAUACAUGCAUAGUGCUUGUGUUGAUGAUACGUCUUGGUUGCCUUGGGCUUUUAAUAAUGGUCGCAACCUUUAUUUACUGGUCCGUUGCUGAUGGGAUCUUUGCUCCACUAGCAUUAUUGCUAAUAAUUGUGUUUAUGCUGAUCAUAACGAUGGAGCUGAUCUUAACGGCUCUAAUCAUAUCAAAGAUCUUCAGAGACGAAAUCAAUGGGGUACUCUUUGCUGUCAUCAUUUGGACGUUUAAUUAUGCGGUCUUUGGGCUAAUGCUCAAACGUUAUUGGGACUUACACGGGGUCUAUGUUUACUUUAUAUUGAUGAUAUUUUUUAGCAAUCAAAUACCGCAUACUGUGCAAAUGAUUCAUCGUGUAAUUGAUGAACCGGGAACCCUCAAUAUUAUGGACUAUCUUUCAUUUUUUUUAUCUGGAUUGCUUAAUCUACUAGUUUCCAUAAUUAUUCUAUGGUUUCUACAGUGGCGAAUGCCCGGACGAUUGUUAAGUCGGCGUAUGAUAUAUAAGAAACGGCGACGGCAGAGUGCUGUAGAUAAUGCCCCUAUCCAUAUGGGGCGUUCACCUAGCUGGCAUAAUUUUGAAUUUGGGGAUGUUGGCAGCAAGGAAAUAGUCCGUUUGCGUCAUAUAUUCACAUCGCAUCGGACAUCUGAGCGCAAAAUACUAAAGAAUAUUUCAAUGCGAAUCUAUGUGGGUGAGAUCUAUGUACUAUUGGGUCAUAUGGGAUCCGGUAAGCUUACUCUGUUGCGCGUCUUAUGUGCACUUAAAUACCCAUUACGCGGUCAUGUCCUCUAUUUGGGGGAGAAUAUUUAUGCUAAUUUACGUCGCUGUCGAAACAUUGUGGACUUUCGAAGCUUCGAGAAUGGCCUUUCACCUGAUUUAUCAAUUGACAAGACCAUUAGCUACCAUGUUCAACUAAAGCUGAGUGAUCUGAGCUCGAAUCGUUACAAUUUGGAGUAUAACAAGUGGAUAGAUAUUAUUGAAAAGCAUAUAGCAAGCCGCAAGACACGAAUCAGUAAACUUACAUACGGUGAGAGACGAGUCGUCGGCCUUUGUUGCGCAAUUGCAGGCGACACGCAACUAAUUGUUUUGGAGGAGCCCACUAAGGAUAUGACGGCACAUGAGGCGCGAAUAUUCUGGAACAUUGUGUCCCUCGAAAAGGAGGGGCAUGCUUUUGUUGUUGCCACCUAUAGCAUCGAUGAGACCGAGGCCAUUGCGGAUCGCAUUGGCAUCUUAAGCAUGGGUGUACUGGAAGCGAGCGGUACUCCUUUCUUUCUACGUUCCAAAUUCAGCAGUUCUGUUGAGUUGGUGUUAAUCAAGAAACCCCAUAUACCGGAUACUCCAAUAACAGAGUUCAUAUGCACUUAUAUACCGAGAGCCGAACCAGAAAAUGAAAUCGGUGACACAUUGACCUAUAAAAUAAAUGCUGAGCAUAGGCCUCGUUUGCAAAAGAUGUUAAUACACUUGGAGAACGAUCGCAAGAAGCUGGGCAUUGAGAACAUACGAGUCGUGGGCUCUGAAAUGUCGGACAUUUAUAUGAAGCUGGUGACAUCGUUUCGACUUCAGCAGCAGUUUAUUCCCGAUGUCACGCAAACCUUUAAAUACGCUGUGGUAUCGAAGAAACAACUGAAAAAGCAACAAGUUCGCGCCAUGUUCUUCAAAAAGAUGAUCCAUUCCGCACCUAAUGUGUGGCCCAUUGUCAUGAUAUUUACUUGCUUUAUACUUAUCGUGAUUAUCACUCGAUUGGCAAUAGUACUGACUGUGCCCAAAGUGCGAACUAACAUGAUUCCAAUUGGCUUCAAAGGUAGCGAGGAGAACUUAAAGAAAAUACCAAAUAUUAAGGAAUGCAGCUAUAUUGACAUUAAAUCAACUUCCCAUAUACCUUCAUACAAGAAGGCUAAUAAAUUAUCGCGCACCUUUGAAGCGAACUCGUUUUCCUGCGAGAAGGGCGAAUAUAAACACACAGUGAGUAGCGGCGCGAUGACCAGCUUGGGCGCAAUACAGCAAGUUGGCCAGGACCUCUAUGGUUAUAUUAGCCAGGAUACGUUCCAUUCAGCACCUUUGCUGCUAAACUUACUACACAACAUCAUAAUACAGUUAUUGUACACGAAUAAGACGGAUUAUGCAGCCCUAAUGGACUGUCAUCCGAUGCCGACACCGCUCUCCAUGAAGAUCAAUCUACUGGACAAUGAGUUAGCCCAUAUCAAUGCUCCACUUGCAGUAGGUUGCAUAUUGCCCUUGGUUGUGUCAAUUUUCAUCAUACCAUUGGCGGAGGAGCAGAUAUGCCGGCUGCGCGUAUUGCAGGUGAUCGCAGGUUUGCGAUUGCAGAUAUAUUGGGGCGUCAAUCUGCUCUGGGAUCUAUUCACAUAUUUUAUCUAUACGGUGAUAAUUGUAAUUAUUGUGGCUUGUACGAACAUUGGUGACUUUGGUAUGACUGAAAAUAUGCUGCUGCUGCUGCUGCUUACUAUUUAUGGGCUGGCCGCCCUACCGAUCACCUAUGUGAUAUCCAUGUAUGUGAAUAGGUCUGUUGUACGCGCCUUUCUUGUCUCUGUUCUGUUUCAGAGCCUCACGGGCUUGGUGCUCUAUAUUGUCUAUUGGGAUGUCGCCAAAAGCAAUAUCAUCUUCUUCUAUGGGGCGUGCCUGUCGCCUGGCUUUUCGCUGCUCGACGGGAUAAGCAACAUCUACAUAAGUUGCUUGGAGAAGCGUUUGUGCCAGACUAAGUGCGCUGCUCUUGAAAACUGUCAUAUCCAAAAUAUGCACGAGCUGGUGCCCCAUUGCGAUUUUAAUACACACUUUGAAUGGGCCGAUCCUGGUAUAUUACCAGCUUUGACCUUCAUGAUACUGGCAACGGUUAUUGGACUUCUCUUAAUAUUCUGGAUCGAGCUGCAUCGCAAAGAAAAAAAGUUUCAUUCAUCCAAAAACUUAAGUAAUAUGCGUACAGCAACCUACCCUUUCGAUGACAGCGAUGUGGCAGAUGUAAAACAAAAGAUCGCUGAGGCGGAUAUGAGUAAGUGUAAGCAGUCGGUGUUUCUUGUCGAUCAGGUUGAAGCCAAACUACCUGUCAGGGGAAACAAAGUGGAUACGGUUUCUUUUGCGCUAAAUAAAUAUAUGAGUAUGGGUAUCUUUGGACCCCGAAAUUCUGGCAAAAGCCAUCUAAUACGGCAGCUGGUAGGCGUGGAUGGGUUUGCGUUUGGCGAAAUCUAUGUGAGGGGUCUGGACUUCAAAUACGAUCUUGACACCAUUUUAGGUUACGUUGGCUACUGUCCACAGCAUUACGGACUUCUCAACCAACUAACACCUCGCGAACACAUCCGUUUGUUAUGUAUGAUACGUGGCGUGACAGAGAACAAGAUCGGUGAAAAAAUGCACGACAUUUGCCUAAUGCUCAACAUGACGGGCUGGAUGCAUCGCAAAUGCGGCUCCUUGACGCCGGAAAAGCGAAGGAAAGUAAAUGUAGCACUAUCCUUAGUUUCCUACAAUAAGAUUUUCAUUCUGGAUGAGCCCACCUGUGGCAUGCCAUCAACGACGCGACGUGAAAUCUGGAAUAUUUUACGCUAUUUACGUUACUGCGGCAAGACCAUUAUAUUUGCCACCAACGAUGAGUUGGAGUGCAAGGUGCUAGCCGACUUCAUACUGCUCUUUCAGAAUAGCGAAAUGUUGGCCAUUGGCAGUAUGCAAUAUCUGCGCUACAAAUACAGUCAUGGCUUUUACCUUGAGGUGCGACUUGUCCGUGAUGGCACUACUGUAGAAGAAUCGGAGGCCAAUUUACGCAAAGAUGUUGAAAAUUUGGCACGUUUCAUCAACUUUCUACAUGAUAAAUCGGAGCUGGUCGGUCGUAUGCAUAACUGGUUCAAGUAUUAUAUACCUGUGGGUCACAUCGUCUACUCGUUUCUUUAUGGUGCCAUGGAGAAAAACAAGGUGCGGCUCAACGUUUACGAUUACUGCAUCUACCAGGCUAGCAUGAACGUUGUGAUUGCCCAGGUCCAGGAGACCCGAGCCGAGCUGAAGCGCCACAUGGAAUUGAAUCUGGAUAGAAUAAGGCGGGCAGAAAAUAAAAAUUCUGGCCGCUGACAGGAUACAUUUUUUACCUGUUAAUUCAUCAGUUUGUUAUGCAUAAGUGUACGUUGAUAUAUGGUAGUAAUAAAUUGGUGCUAUAUAAUUGAAUUCACCGAACUCAA
Drosophila hydei is the source of this 5241-nucleotide messenger RNA. RefSeq names its product ATP-binding cassette sub-family A member 3. Gene Ontology annotation, biological process: transmembrane transport; lipid transport. The transcript is spliced from 12 exons. Bases 176 to 5134 code for a protein of 1652 amino acids. The record is from RefSeq and is a predicted model, not a curated record. Gene Ontology annotation, molecular function: ATP binding; ABC-type transporter activity; lipid carrier activity. NCBI's taxonomy places the organism in Eukaryota, Metazoa, Arthropoda, Insecta, Diptera, Drosophilidae. Gene Ontology annotation, cellular component: intracellular membrane-bounded organelle; membrane.